This is a messenger RNA of Saccostrea cuccullata (small rock oyster), 1359 nucleotides long. RefSeq names its product fibropellin-3-like. The record is from RefSeq and is a predicted model, not a curated record. Lineage: Eukaryota; Metazoa; Mollusca; Bivalvia; Ostreida; Ostreidae. Gene Ontology annotation, biological process: Notch signaling pathway. The transcript is spliced from 12 exons. Gene Ontology annotation, molecular function: Notch binding; calcium ion binding. The coding region runs from base 1 to 1215 and encodes 404 amino acids.
AUGACUUUUAUGUUUCUAAUUAAAACGCCUCCACUGUCCGGGAGAUGCAACGACAAAUCAGUGUUUGUCAGCCCCAAUCCAGCUGCCGGAACAACCUUACAGACAAACAUAUUACAAACCUUCCAAGUGUCCUUUUAUGCUUCAGAUAGUAGAAGAAUUACAAAGAUGGACAUCACUUCGCCUGCCGGUAUGACCUAUACUUCACUACAGUCUGUCUCCUCCAGACCUGGAACAUACUUUGUCAGCACUUCCUGGAAACCUCAGCAGAACCAAGUAGGAUCUCACAUUGUUUGUGCUCUAGUCGAAGACACGUUUAGGAAAACCAGCGAAUCAAGAUGCUUAAAUAUCAACGUAAAUGACGUGAGUCCUUGUGUGAGUUCUCCUUGUACAAAUGGCGGCACGUGUAUACGACAGAGAAUCACUCAGAAUUACAGGUGUGACUGUUUACCUGGUUACACGGGACACAAGUGUCAAACAGAUAUAAACGAAUGUGCGAGUGGACCUUGUCAGAAUGGUGGGACUUGUCAUGACCAUGUAAAUGGUUUCACCUGUACCUGUGUGGGUGGCUUUACUGGACUGAUGUGUCAGACAGAUAUUGACGAAUGCCAAAGUGAUCCGUGUCAGCACAAUGGUUCGUGUACCAAUCUUAUCAACAGGUUUAAAUGUUCCUGUAUACCAGGGUUUACCGACACAGUAUGCCAUACAGAUAUUGAUGAAUGUGCCAGCUCUCCUUGUCAGAACAAUGGAUCCUGUAUUGAUGAGAUUAAUCGGUUCCGAUGCUCAUGUGUUCCGGGUUUUACCGGCUCCAUCUGUGAAAUAGAUAUCAAUGAGUGUGCCAGUAACCCGUGUUUGAAUUCAGGUACUUGUAACGAUCUCAUUAACCGCUUCACCUGUUCUUGUCGAGCGGGGUAUACAGGGACUAUAUGUGACAUAGAUAUAAAUGAAUGUGCACCAGAUCCCUGCUCAGUCAUUUUUGACUGUGAAGAUCGUGUGAACGAAUAUUACUGCAGAAUAAACAAAUGGAAGCUUGCCAUCAUUAUCUGUAGUAUUCUUUUUGUAAAUCUGACGGUUAUUUCUAUCGUCAUUUACCUAUCAAAAAGACGAAAGUACAGAGAUGUUGACCAUUCAUGGUUGUCCAGUUUCAUUGACGUUCGUAAACCCGAUAUCCAGCCUAGGGUUUUAUUCAGAAGUGACAUUCCAUUUAAAAGAUUCUAAAUAAGAAAGUAACCCCAUAAUUAAGAAUACGAAGAGAGUCGACACAAAGUGAAAAGGACUCCUGUUAUUAGUUUUGUUAUAUGUGUUUUUACUGUUAUUUACAAAAUGUUAUUAUUCUGUUAUACAAAUAGUUGUUGAUUAAAG